This is a messenger RNA of Geodia barretti, 2175 nucleotides long. NCBI's taxonomy places the organism in Eukaryota, Metazoa, Porifera, Demospongiae, Tetractinellida, Geodiidae. The record is from the annotation of a GenBank genome assembly.
CUGACCGCGGAUGAGUAUCGGCGGCUGGUCGAGAUUCUCGGCCGCGAGCCGGCGAUCACCGAGCUGGGAAUCUUCUCGGUGAUGUGGUCCGAGCACUGCAGCUACAAGAGCUCGCGCCGGCACUUGCGCCGCUUCCCGACGGACGGUCCGCGGGUUCUGCAGGGGCCGGGCGAGAACGCGGGCGCGGUCGACAUCGGCGACGGCCUGGCCGCGGUGUUCAAGAUCGAGUCGCACAACCAUCCCUCGUUCAUCGAGCCCUAUCAGGGCGCCGCGACCGGCGUCGGCGGCAUCAUUCGCGACAUCUUCACGAUGGGGGCGCGGCCCAUCGCCCUGCUCGACUCGUUGCGGUUCGGCGCGCUGGAGGACGAGCACGGCCGGCCCGCCGCGGAUACCGUCCGCCUCGUCGACGGCGUGGUUGCGGGCAUCGCCGGGUACGGCAACAGCAUCGGCAUUCCGACGGUGGGCGGGGAGGUCGCGUUCGAACCGGGAUACGCCGGCAACCCGUUGGUCAACGUGUUCUGUCUGGGGGUGGCGAAGACCGACCGGCUCGCCAAGGGGGUGGCCUCGGGUGCCGGCAACCCCGUCUACUACGUGGGGGCGAGGACCGGGCGCGACGGCAUCCACGGCGCCACGAUGGCCUCGGCCGAGUUCGACGACCGGUCCGCCGACAACCGGCCCGCGGUGCAGGUGGGCGAUCCGUUCAUGGAGAAGCUGCUGCUCGAAGCCUGUCUCGAAGUCAUACGGACCGACGCGCUGGUGGGCAUUCAGGACAUGGGCGCGGCGGGGCUCACCUCCUCGACCUGCGAGAUGGCGGCCCGGGGCGGGACCGGCAUCGAUAUCGACGUCUCGCGGGUGCCGCAGCGCGAGACCGGCAUGACGCCCUACGAGAUCAUGCUGUCGGAGUCGCAGGAGCGGAUGCUGCUCGUGGUCCGGCAGGGACGCGAACCGGAGGUGGAGCAGGUCUUCGACAAGUGGGACCUGCACGCCGUGCGCAUCGGCGAGGUCACCGGCGACGGCCUGCUGCGCGUGCGCGACCGCGGUCGGGUGGUGGCCGAGAUUCCGACGCGGGAGCUGGCCGACGGUGCGCCGGUGUACGACCGUCCGACCCGGUACCCCGCCUAUCUCGACCAGGCGCAGCGGCUCGACGAGCCCGCGUUGCCGGUUCCCGCCGACCUGGCCCGGACCUGGCUGGAUCUGCUGGCGGCGCCGGCGAUUGCGAGCAAGCGCUGGGUCUAUCGGCAGUACGACCACAUGGUGCGCACCAAUACCGUGGCGCUGCCGGGCCUCGGCGCCGCGGUCGUGCGCAUCAAGGGGACCGGCCGCGCCCUCGCCCGUGGCGGCCGGCUCGCGGUGGCGGAGGCGGCGCGCAACGUGGCCUGCGCCGGGGCGGCGCCGAUCGGGGCGACCAACUGCCUGAACUUCGGCAACCCGGAACGCCCCGACAUCAUGUGGCAGUUCGCCCAGGCGGUGGACGGCAUCGCCGAGGGGUGCCGCGCCCUCGGCAUCCCGAUCACCGGCGGCAACGUCAGCCUGUACAACGAGACGGACGGUCAGGCGAUCUAUCCCACGCCGGUGCUGGGGGUGGUGGGCCUCCUCGAGGACGCCGCGCGGGUGCUGACCCGCAUCUUCCCGGCCGCGGGGCUCGACGUCGUCCUGCUCGGAGAUCCGGCGGGAGGGCUCGGCGGCAGCGAGUACCUGAAGCGGGUGCACGGGCUGGUGCGGGGACGCCCCGCUCCCGUCGAUUUCGACCGCGAGGCGGCGCUGCAGCGUCUUGUGGUGGAUGCGUCCCUCCGCGGGAUGUUAUGUUCGGCCCACGACUGUGCGGAGGGUGGACUCGCGGUGGCCCUGGCCGAAUGCAGCAUCGAGAGCGGCGGGGUCGGCGCACGUGUCGACCUGCCGGUUCCGGCCGGCUCGAACGAUCGAUUCGAUGUCGUGCGGACCCUGUUCGGAGAAUCGCCGUCCCGGAUCAUCGUCUCGGUGACGCGGGCCGGACAGGCCGAACUGCUCGCCCGCGCACGCGAGCUCGGCGUACCGGCGGCGGUGAUCGGCCGGACCGGGGGCGAUCGGGUGACCGUCUCGGUGUCCGGGGGCGUGGUCGCCGAGGUGGCGAUCGAGGCCGCCGAGCACGCCUGGGCCACCGGGAUGGCCCGUCAUUUCGAACCGGCAGCAGUGUAG